AGUAGCACUGCGAGAGACGCGUGAAAAUAAUUGGGGAGGCUUAUGCAUUUAAUGUGAAAUUGAAUGAGGUAACAGUUAGGGAUUGAGAGCAUUGAAUGAAGUAGAAGUGUUUGUAUAAAAAAGAAGGGAUAUGAAAGGAGUUGUCACACACUCUUGGAAGUAUAACUCCUAAUACGAUGAUGGCGGGCGCUAAGGGAGUUGGUUUGAUAGCUUUGAUCAUCUGUUUUCAUGUGGUGUUAGUGAGUGUUGGUGCCAGAAAUGUGGCCGAUGAGGAGGAGAAGUUCUUCUCCCACGGUAAGGGAGGUGGGUUUGGUGGUGGUGGAGGGUUUGGGGGCGGAGCUGGUGGUGGCUUUGGAGGCGGUGCUGGCGGUGGUGGUGGACUUGGAGGCGGUGCUGGCGGUGGUGGUGGCUUUGGAGGCGGUGCUGGCGGUGGUGGUGGACUUGGAGGUGGUGCUGGCGGUGGUGGCGGCUUUGGAGGUGGUGCUGGCGGUGGUGGUGGACUUGGUGGAGGCCACGGCAUUGGUGGUGGAGCUGGUGGUGGAUUUGGGAAAGGUGGUGGACUUGGCGGAGGCCACGGCAUUGGUGGUGGAGCUGGUGGUGGUUUUGGGAAAGGUGGUGGGCUUGGCGGAGGCCACGGCAUUGGUGGUGGAGCUGGUGGUGGUUAUGGGAAAGGUGGUGGACUAGGUGGAGGUGCUGGCGGUGGUUUUGGAAAAGGUGGUGGAGUAGGAGGUGGAGCUGGGGGUGGAUUUGGGAAAGGUGGCGGGCUUGGCGGAGGAGCUGGUGGUGGAUUUGGCAAAGGUGGCGGUGUAGGUGGAGGUGUCGGGGGAGGAUUUGGCAAAGGUGGUGGAGUUGGUGGCGGCGCCGGUGGAGGAUUUGGAAAGGGCGGAGGGAUUGGAGGUGGUGCUGGCGGUGGGUUUGGAAAAGGUGGUGGAGUUGGAGGUGGCGCCGGCGGAGGAUUUGGCAAGGGUGGAGGAAUUGGUGGUGGGAUUGGAAAAGGUGGUGGAGUUGGUGGCGGAGCCGGUGGAGGAUUUGGAAAGGGUGGUGGAGUUGGUGGCGGAGCCGGUGGUGGGUUUGGAAAAGGUGGCGGAGUUGGAGGAGGUGUCGGAGGUGGGUUUGGUAAGGGCGGAGGCAUUGGUGGUGGUGCCGGAGGUGGAUUCGGGAAAGGUGGGGGAAUAGGCGGCGGGGCAGGUGGAGGAAUCGGAAAGGGUGGUGGCAUUGGAGGAGGUGCUGGUGGAGGCUUUGGCAAGGGUGGUGGGGGAGGCAUUGGUGGUGGCGGAGGCUUCGGAAAAGGUGGCGGCAUCGGUGGUGGUUUCGGAAAAGGCGGUGGCAUUGGUGGUGGAAUCGGAGGUGGAUCCGGUGGUGGAAUCGGUGGGGGAUUUGGCAAAGGUGGAGGAGUUGGAGGAGGCUCCGGAGGUGGGUUCGGUGGUGGAUUCGGAGGCGGCGGCGGCGGAGGUGGAGGUGGAGGUGGAGGUGGUGGAGGAAUUGGACAUCACUGA
Messenger RNA from Vitis vinifera (wine grape), 1496 nucleotides. Its product is annotated as glycine-rich cell wall structural protein. NCBI's taxonomy places the organism in Eukaryota, Viridiplantae, Streptophyta, Magnoliopsida, Vitales, Vitaceae. The coding region runs from base 177 to 1496 and encodes 439 amino acids. The record is from RefSeq and is a predicted model, not a curated record. The transcript is spliced from 2 exons.